AUGGAUCUAAAACCACAUAAAGUUGUAAAUAUGAAUGAAGACCAGGCGGAUUCUGUUGUGGAAUCAUGGAUCACACAAAUUAUGAAUGAAGAGACUGACGAUGAAGAUGCUGGCCAGUCACACGGUGUCAUGAUGCCCACAAAUGACGACAUACACAACUCGGAUAGGGAAGAUGGUGAGUUCAUUCACAGUGAACACAACACUGAUUCGGAAUCUGGUAAUGAAGAGCAACCUGAGGUACCUGCGACCGAUGAUUUCGUGUCCGACUGUUUUACUAUCGGCAGCAUAGUUGCCACCAAAACUUGCUAUAAUGAGGACAUAGAAGGAGAGGUUUUAGCUUUUGAUCCUCAAACGAAAAUGCUAAUUCUUAAAUGCCCGUCUUCUAGCGGCAAUCCAAAGCGUCACGAUGUCAACAUUGUUAACCUAUCGCUGGUCAGCGACGUGCAAAUAAAGAAAGAAGUGACCACGGUUCCUGAACCUCCUCAGUCCUUGAAUCUACACAGAUUGAACACGAGAGUGCGGAACUCUAUAGAAAAUAAGAGAAGAUUAGUAUCUGCACUAUCUGCCUGUCUGGAUCCCGAGGGCCAAAGACUGUUCCUAGCUAUUGCAAGGGUCAUUGAUGAUGUCUCAUGGGCCGGUCAGAAUAUCAGGGUCUACAAUGAAGUCACCAUCACACCACCAUAUAAGGUAGAGAAUGUCUUAGGCGAGCAGGACUCAAAACCUUACAAUUACAUACGGAAAUUCGUAGAAAGACAUUGGAAAGAUCACCGCGACCAUGCGGCCGCCUCGCACUCGAAUCAGCAGUAA
Messenger RNA from Parnassius apollo (apollo), 807 nucleotides. The record is from the annotation of a GenBank genome assembly. Lineage: Eukaryota; Metazoa; Arthropoda; Insecta; Lepidoptera; Papilionidae.